Molecule: messenger RNA, 633 nt
Organism: Penicillium griseofulvum
Lineage: Eukaryota; Fungi; Ascomycota; Eurotiomycetes; Eurotiales; Aspergillaceae
Exons: 1
Coding region: 1-633 (210 amino acids)
Cellular component (GO): mitochondrion
Source: RefSeq, a predicted model, not a curated record
AUGACUACGAGGCCGCCCAGCCUUCUCCGCUAUCUCCGUCUGCAAACAGCUCGGAACACUAGAUCGGCUGUGUCAAGACGAACUAUCUCUACUCCCGCUCCUCCACAGCCACCAAAGCCGUCAGAGCCGAUUUAUAAUGACGCUCGCUCUCGCCUACGCCGCUUCAACGACCGCCUUCCUCGGUUUCUCCGCACAUAUACUACACCCUUACUUGGAGCGCCUGUCACCCAUAUCACAUCCUUCCUAAUACUUCACGAACUCACCGCUAUUCUUCCACUAUUUGGAUUGGUUGGCGCAUUUCACUAUGGUGGCUGGAUGCCGGAUCUUUCAUCGCAGACAGGCGAGACCAAUGCCUUCGAAGAAGGAGCUGCGCGUUUCGGCCGCUGGCUGAAAAAGAAAGGUUGGGUGGAUGAGGCUGACGUGAAUGCUGUUGUGGAGCACGAAAGCACCGGGGAGAAGACGGUGGACCGGGUAGGGGUUCGACUGGUGCUAGAAUUUGCUACAGCCUAUGCAAUCACGAAGGUCUUAUUUCCAGCCCGGUUGGCAGCGAGUGUUUGGGCGACACCGUGGUUUGCAAGGUCAGUCUUCACACCGACAGCAAACCUAGCCAGACGGCUCUUCCGCAGAGGCUGA